UCAGAGAGCACACGCGUCAACCUCUUAUUCCUUUUCUUCAUUUCGCCGUAACUUCCCAAUCUUCUUCCUUAACUAUACACACACACACUAACUGAAGUCUCUCCUUGAAGGAAGAUGGAUCUGCAAGCGUUGCCGGAAGGAUGCAUAGCCAACAUACUGUCUCUAACCACUCCUCUUGAUGCCGGCAGGCUCUCCUUGAUUUCCAGAACCUUCUGUUCUGCCGCCCAAUCUGAUUCUGUCUGGGAACGUUUCUUACCCUCUGAUCUGGAAUCCAUCAUUUCUGAUUCUCAUCAAUUUUCUUCUUUGAUUGCCGCCUAUCCUUCUAAGAAGGCCCUCUACCUUCAUCUCUCCGACCAUCCUCUUCUCAUUGACCACGGUCGCAAGAGCUUUCAAUUGGACAAACGGACUGGGAAGAAGUGUUACAUGAUUGCUGCAAGAGACCUCACCAUUAUUUGGGGUUCCACUCCUGAGUACUGGGAGUGGAUAACCCUGCCUGAAUCCAGGUUUAAAGAAGUUGCUAAACUUCUUGCUGUGUGUUGGUUCGAGAUUCGUAGGAACAUCAGCACCAUUAUAUUGUCCCCAGGCACACAAUAUGCAGCUUUUCUUGUGUACAAGAUGAUCGAUGCUCAUGGAUUUCACUUAGAGCCCGCCGAGUUAACAGUAGGCAUAGUCGGAGGGAUAAGUUCUACCAAAAGUGUUUGUUUGGACCCAAACGUAGAAGAGAGGCAUUUGGGCCCCAAUUUCCAAGGAUUGGAACGACCGAAGGAGAGAAGCGAUGGGUGGUUGGAGAUUGAGAUGGGAGACUUCUUCAAUUUAGGAUUAGAAGAUGAAGUUGAGAUGAAAGUUAUAGAGAUAGACAGCAAAUGGUGGAAGCAUGGUUUCUUUCUUCAAGGGAUAGAAGUUAGGCCUAAAAUCGUAUGAUGUUGUGGGCGCGUCUGUGGUUUAUAUUUUGCUUGAGAGAGAAGUUAGCAGGCAUCUUGUUAAAUGUUAAGUAAUUGCAAAAUUAGGGGAGGAAAUUGGAAAUGGGAAAACGUUUCACCGAAAGAAAAUCUCUGUUGUAGACUAAUAUAAAAAGAGAAAAAAGAGGAAGCACAGAGGAAUAAUGUUUUUUUCUGAAA
Messenger RNA from Arachis duranensis, 1118 nucleotides. RefSeq names its product F-box protein At2g02240. Gene Ontology annotation, molecular function: protein binding. NCBI's taxonomy places the organism in Eukaryota, Viridiplantae, Streptophyta, Magnoliopsida, Fabales, Fabaceae. The transcript is spliced from 3 exons. The coding region runs from base 115 to 921 and encodes 268 amino acids. The record is from RefSeq and is a predicted model, not a curated record.